AUGUCGGAGCCAGGGACGGAGGGGAGGGUGCUGGUAAACAGGGAGGUUGCAAUUAAUUGUACCGUACAGCACCAGCAAGGCACAGCGGGCAAAUCUGAGAUGAAGGAGGGAGUCCCUGUAAAUGGUCGGAAGAAGACGAAGCAGCCGAGGAUGGAGGCGCAAGUUAUUUAUUUUUAUUAUUUUUAUUAUUUUUUACUUUUUUAUUUUUCUUUAUUUUUCCCACUUUGGCGGAACUGGCGAACGGGUCACAAGGGACGCUGGAUCAAGAGAGUCAAAAAAGCGUCGCGAUCAGCACUAGGUUCUCGAAACCAGUAUGUCGCAGGAGUUGUCCAAGACGCGUUAAGUUCAGCAAAAGAGCACACAGCAGCUGGAGUCCCCGCCUCCUCCAAGAGCGCACAUCCGAAUCCGACACGGGGCUCACCAAUCGACGGCCGUGUUGCAGACAAGGGCCACAGGUGGAGGGCAGGUCGGCAGCCGGGGCGCCAGUUGGGGAGGGUGUGUUGGGCGGGUGGUGAUUGGGGACUGGCGCAGAGGAACCCACGCAAGGAACAGGCCGAGCGACCAGUUGCUGCGAGGACGAGGAGUGACUGGUUGUGA
This is a messenger RNA of Histoplasma capsulatum G186AR, 597 nucleotides long. RefSeq lists its product as uncharacterized. The transcript has a single exon. The record is from RefSeq and is a predicted model, not a curated record. Bases 1 to 597 code for a protein of 198 amino acids. NCBI's taxonomy places the organism in Eukaryota, Fungi, Ascomycota, Eurotiomycetes, Onygenales, Ajellomycetaceae.